Molecule: messenger RNA, 777 nt
Organism: Giardia duodenalis
Lineage: Eukaryota; Fornicata; Diplomonadida; Hexamitidae
Exons: 1
Coding region: 1-777 (258 amino acids)
Source: RefSeq, a predicted model, not a curated record
AUGGAAAGUAAAUGCCGGCAGGCACUUCUUGACGGCGUAUACAACGUGGGGUACGCAACACCUGCCAGUAUAGCCACGGCGACGGGGUCCACAGAGGCUGCUGCGUAUGCGGUUCUCUCUGCAGCCACUUCUCCCAAGGAAUAUUCCCUGCUGAUAAUUUCGUCGGAGUGCGGGGAGCAUGGGAUGGUGCUUCGACUUUCGCUUUAUCCUUCAAUGAAGGACUCGGGGAUCUCAGAGGAAGCCGCCCCCCGUGCUCUUGCGGCAGUGUCUCACUCGUUCAUAAGACUUUACGAUGAGGAACCGUCAAAUGUAUGGAGCGCAAUUGUGACGAAAGAGUGCGGAGAAAUGAUGACAGAUCCUACCUAUGGGAUGCUGUAUGCGAGAAUCACAACAGACGAAAUAAGAAGCGCCAUGGAGGCCCGCAAUGAACGGCUCCAGCUGACAGAUAACGAUCUUGUUCGCUACUCUCGUGAGCUUUUCUAUGCAGUGGUCAACUCGGAUGCACGUCGCGAAGCACACGCUGAAGAAGCACAGCCUCACUUUUGUUCGUCUACAGAGCCCCUUACAUCGAUAGAUGAACCGCUAAUCAAGAAGACGGCCUUGCAGGGAAUCUCACCUACUGUAGUUUCAAGCUUGGCUAUUACUGAAGAUGGGUCAUUGGAAACUGUGCACAAAGAGGUGGUUGUAUCUCACUGUGCUAAGCCAAAGGUGAAGGCAAAGCAAAAGCCCGCUGCGUGCGACAUAAUGUCAUUUGUGAAGAGGCGAGAUCCCAACUGA